Molecule: messenger RNA, 908 nt
Organism: Procambarus clarkii (red swamp crayfish)
Lineage: Eukaryota; Metazoa; Arthropoda; Malacostraca; Decapoda; Cambaridae
Product: pyridoxine/pyridoxamine 5'-phosphate oxidase
Biological process (GO): pyridoxal 5'-phosphate biosynthetic process; pyridoxine biosynthetic process
Molecular function (GO): pyridoxamine phosphate oxidase activity; FMN binding
Source: RefSeq, a predicted model, not a curated record
GUGCAUGAUCUCGCAAAUGAUGAUGCGUGCGCAGGGUCAAAGGUCACCCAUAAUCUAGUCAUCAUGAUGGCAACAGUUGAGUGCUCCUACUGAACAACACUUGACCAGCUCUCUCUACAUCAGAAGACGUGUUCUUCUUGGCAGCAGAAUGGCGCUUUACAGGGAAGACAAGGACGCCAAGAACAUGUCCGUGGACAUCGGAGGCAUGCGGAAACCAUAUAAAGAAAGCACCGAAGCAUUUACCGAGGAUGAUUUGGUGUCUCAAGAGCCAAUUGGACAAUUUGCUGCCUGGUUUAAUGAAGCAUGCCAGAACCUAAGCAUAGUAGAAUCAAAUGCUAUGUGUUUAGCUACAGCCACAAAAUCUGGGAAACCUUCAGCUCGUAUGGUACUCUUAAAGUGCUAUGGGAAAGAUGGAUUUCAUUUUUUUACUAAUUACAAUAGCAGGAAAGGGCAAGAGCUGGCAGAAAAUCCACAAGCUCAUCUUUGCUUUUACUGGGCACAACUCAUGAGACAAGUACGUAUAGAAGGACGCGUGGAAAAAUUGAGUGAAGAAGAAUCUACUGAAUAUUUUCAUACUCGCCCACACGGCAGCCAGAUUGCAGCAUGUCUUAGUCCACAAAGUCAAGUGAUACCCAACCGCAGUUUUCUUACUGACAAAGAUGAACAAAUGCGAGAGGAAUAUAAAGAUGAAACCAAAUUGAUUCCAAAGCCUGAUUGUUGGGGAGGCUUUCGUGUUGUACCCGAAGUUGUAGAAUUCUGGCAAGGACAGAGUUCUCGUGUGCAUGACAGAAUUCGCUUCAGGAAGGUCACAGCUGAGGAAAACAUUGAUGAAAGUAUGACUAAGCAGGGAACAGAUGGAUGGGUGUAUGAACGCCUGGCUCCAUAGAUUCAAGCAAUAUUGUACAGAA